AAUAAUUUGUUCUAGGCAUGUGGCUGAUUUUUCCUAUGGUCCCCCUUCUGAUACGCGCGAUUCUCGCGAAUCCAGAGAUCGACGAUACAACGUUACCAGACAUAAUGGAACUAGGGAACGAUAGCAAUGAUAUACUGACCGACAAUCACACCGAGAAAUCUUGGAACGAAAUAUGGAAAGUAUGGAAAAAGGGAUCGUUAAAAGUACCGUUUGAUCCUUGGAGCGGCAAACGAGCAAAAGGAUACUCCCGGGCGAACGUCGACCUACAAGGAAAGGGAACGAAACUCGUGCACGAUUCCUACGAUCUCGACGCAUUCGCGGAUGGAUUCAACAACGUUAAGAGGAUAAAGGCCAGGGGGAAUAUUUUCAACAGUUGGGGCGGGAAAAGGGCGGAAAAGCUGAACGACCGGGACGAUCCAUUUUUAUCAUUGACGAAAAGUCCUGGUAACUUCCGUCUGAUGGAAAAAGAUGGACUCGUGGGAAGAAACGGCGGGAAAUACGACGACGAGAAACUUACGAUACAAAUGAAGAAUUGGCUAUCGACCGUGUGCAAUACCUGGGUGAAAAAACACGAUUGCUGGCACUGCAGGGGAAAUGACAAGAAAGCGGAACAACAUUACAAGAAACCGAAGGGGUGGGGUCCAUGGUUCGGCAAAAGAAGUUUAAAGGCGUACAUCUUUCGUCUUGGAAACGAAUAUUUCGCGGUACCGACCUAUUCCAUAAAAGACGAGAGCUUCUCCCCUUUCAGAAAACACAAUUAAUCGGGCACUGACUAUUCUAUCUGUUUAGACGAAUCCAUAGAACGUCGAAAAUUUAUGACGAUGCAGUUUUGGCGCGUUUGUCAUCGUCAUACUUUGCACAACUUCGUAUAUUUUGUUCGGAACAUUAUCUGAUCUAAGGGGAUCGAGAGUGAAAGGAUAUUCUUUAAUUAUUAAUAACAAACGAGUUUCAGAGGCGAAAUAUGUCGAGUGAUAUAUGUAUACAUAUGUGUCAUAUAGCAUUAUAAAUAAAUUAUCUGGUUAAUCAAAAUUUCCUUACGGAUUCUGUGCAUGUUUGUACAUCCACGCGCGUUAUUUUGAUAUUUACUUUGUACGGUUUGAAGAUUGGUACUUGUGUGCGCGUGUGUAUUAGUAAUUCAUUAUUAAAUACAUUCGUUUAAGGAUUUAAUUGAUUUUAUCGUGUGAAUAUUACUUACCAACAAUUGGAAUUUACGUUUGUGAAAUGACAGAUCCGCGUGUAUAUAGGUUAGGAAAUUUUCACUUCGCGAAUGACAGCAGUACAGGUUAGCCAACCGUAAGGAAAUGCAGCGUGCCAGUUUUAUGUUGCGAGCCUGUGAUGAUUGAUUGAUUUUAAAUCGAAUGGAAUUUUUGUUUCACCUCUACUAUAGAUAGAAAUGAAAGGAGAUUUGGGUUUUUCACAUUUUUCGAAUCUGGAUUUUCGUGUCGAGUCGUUCGAAACUCAACGAACAGCGAGUUAAUUGCACAACGCACGUUCGAUAGUGGAACGUUUUGUACGAGAGAUAUCGCUUUAUGCGCCAGCAGAUACAACCUGAAUCGAAUUAAAUGACAAAAUGAUGAAAACCGCUCGAGUGAGAGACAGUUUACUGUAAACGAUAAAUCGAUAAAUUUAAAUACUGUGGCCACUCUCUCCGGCUCUCUUCUGGAAAAGGGCAGGGUAAAUUGACAAAGAAUUUGACACUGGAGGAGUUUGAAAAGAUUCGCGUUAACGAAUAGGACCAUGGUUGAUCGUCGAGGUCAGUUCGCCGGCUGACGUAGAGCAAACGGAGCGAGGAUUCCCCU
Messenger RNA from Frieseomelitta varia, 1799 nucleotides. RefSeq lists its product as uncharacterized. The transcript is spliced from 6 exons. NCBI's taxonomy places the organism in Eukaryota, Metazoa, Arthropoda, Insecta, Hymenoptera, Apidae. The coding region runs from base 18 to 761 and encodes 247 amino acids. The record is from RefSeq and is a predicted model, not a curated record.